This is a messenger RNA of Struthio camelus australis, 497 nucleotides long. The record is from RefSeq and is a predicted model, not a curated record. NCBI's taxonomy places the organism in Eukaryota, Metazoa, Chordata, Aves, Struthioniformes, Struthionidae.
AUGGCGGGGGAGACUUUUACAUCAGACAGGGCUACAUCUAGUAAUUUACAUAACUAUUUAAAGGUAAAAAUUCUGAUCCAGAGAGGGCUUGUUAUCUACGUAUGCUUCUUCAAAGGUGCUGAUGAGGAUCUUGUUCCAAAAAUUGUCAAUAUGCUGUUGAAUGUUCAAUUAAGUGAAAGUGAAAGUGGCAAGUACGUUUCUGUUCUUGAUUUACCAGGAAACGUGCUAAUCAUACCUCAAGCUACACUAGGUGGUAAACUGAAGGGAAAAAAGAUGCAGUACCAUGCCAACAUUGAAAAAGAAAAAGGGCUGGAACUUUAUUCUCAAUUUGUGACUCUGUGUGAAAAGGAACUGGCUGCCAAUGCCAAAUGCACAGAAGCAGGUGUUUUUGUUAAGCAUGGCACAUAUGGAAACAGACAGGUGUUAAAACUGGAUACAGAUGGACCUUUCACUCAUCUGAUUGAAUUUUGAAAAAAUAAAUGAUAUCCUGGAUACAG